Messenger RNA from Closterium sp. NIES-65, 3747 nucleotides. The record is from the annotation of a GenBank genome assembly. NCBI's taxonomy places the organism in Eukaryota, Viridiplantae, Streptophyta, Zygnematophyceae, Desmidiales, Closteriaceae.
AUGGCCGCUCGAGACGAGUGCUACAGCCCGCUGAGCUACAGCCCCCUCAGCAGCCCCGUCUCGAGAUACUACUUUAACGAUGAUGGAAGCGAAGCCACAGCUGGCGGGCACCACCGAAAAGACUCGGGGCAAUUAUUAGACGAAGCAUGGGAGACCCUGGCGGACGAAACUCCGCUCUCCGUUCCCCCCCAACACGACAUUGUCCCCCGAUCGCGCAGCAGCACGUCUCCGCUGCACUCGCGCCCGGGGGGAACCGCGUCCAAGAUCAGCGAAUCCGACUUGCGAAACUUCGCGAAUUUCGUCAAGACCAAGACGGUUACGGAGUCCGCGGGCGGGGGGAGCGGCCGCUCGUCGAGCGGGGGGGCCAGCGGCGGGGGCGGCAAGGACGGAGGUGGAAAGUUCCAGCGCCUCUGGUCGUUUCGGAACGGCGCGAAAGGAGGGGAAGAAGGGGGAGAUGGCGGAGGCGGAGGGACAGCGGGGACCGGCACUGGGGGAAGCGGCACGGCGGGGAGCGCGGAAGGCAGGAGCGGGGGAAGCGGGAAGAAGGAGCGGUUUCUCGAGCAGGUGAUUAAAACCGGCGGACAAGCAGCCCGAGUGUGGUCCAAUCCGCGUCGUCGAACUGCAGCGCCAGCUCCGCCGCCAAAGGUGGCAUAUUUUUCGUUCGACCGGCACCGGGAAGCGGUGGCGGAAGCGGAGCAGCUAGACGCGGAAGAAGAGGCGGCGUCCCGCCAGGGGCGGAGGAGGGAAGCCUUUAAAAGCGCGAGCGUUGGUUCGAGUAGCGGCUUUAGUGCGGGAGGCGCAGGGGAUGGUGUGAUCGCGAACGGAGGUGCGGGAUGGCCCGGGGAAAGUGGCGGAAACGUGGAGAGAAGCGCGCAAGUUUUGCGCCGAGGAGCGAAGGGGGGGAGUUUCGAAAGUAUGGCGCAGGCGGGGCCGAUUGGGGGUGUGGGCGAGUUCGGUAGCGGGCGGCGGAGCGGGGUUGCGCGGGGUGCAAAGGGGGAAGGCAGCGCGCGCGCGUGGGAAGUGACGAUUACGCAGGACGGUGACUAUGGCGAGGGGAAGGACGACGAACGCGAGUUGACCCCCACGAGAGACGCUUCGUCAAAGCAUCGGCGAGGAUUCAGGAGUUGCAGCUUCAGUGGAAUCGGCACUCUUAACUGGACCAACUCCCCGGAGCCCCCACCCUCCCAGCUUUCCUCUCUAGCUCUUCCUUUUCCAAACUCCACUCCUUUCCCAUUCCCUUUCUAUGCACCUCUUCCUCUCCCGCAUUCCCCUCCCACCCGCCUUCUUCUCCCCUCACUCCUCACCAGGAGUCGUAGCUUCAGUGGAAUCGGCACUCUUAACGGGACCAACUCCCCCGAAGCUCCCACCCUCCCUGGCCUCCCCUCCUCCCCCUCCCCCAACCCCGGAAGCCCUCUCUCUUCCGAACGACGCACAUACUCCCCCCACGCCUCCCUCCCCACCUCCUCCUCCUCCUCCUCCUCGCGUGUCCGCCCUCCCCGGUCCUCCACAGCAGUAAUUCUCCCACCUCUUGCUGGGCAUCAUCCCCACCACAGGUCCACAAUACCCCAUCGCAGGACUGUGUCUGUUGAUGAGCAUGGGCUGGUGGGGCGGGCUUUAAUGCAGGCUUCAAUAGAGGAACACCACCAGCAUGGGAAGCCGCCGCAGCAGUAUCAGCAGCAGCAGUACCAGCAGCAGGGUUCGCAAGGCUAUGGUGGUGGUGGUAGAGGGGAUUACGAUGUCGAAGCUGACGAUGAAUCUCCCGGACGUAGCCCGUACAGCCGUCCGCAGGCUCGGCGGAACCGAACCGAGGUGACGCGGCGCCGACCCUCCACUGCCAUGCCGGACGUAGGGGGAGGUUCGGAAGACGGGUCGUACCGGAGGUCGAGGAGCGUCGGACACGGGUAUGAGCUGUAUUUACCCCCGGUUUCUGGGGGUAUUGGUGCGGCGGGUGGGGGUUGUACUGGGCCUCCGGUGGGGGAUACCUGGCCGGCAGGAAGUGGGAGGGAGAGCAUGAGGGAGGGGGUGAGGAGGACUAGAAAGUCGUCUCAUCUAAGGAGACCUAGUCUUGAAGGGGAAGGGUGUUUUGAAGGUAGAGGAGAGCGGGAGGCAGGGAGUGGUGGUGGUGGUAGAGGGGAGCGGGAGGGAGGGAGUGGGGGUGGAAGAGGGGAAAGGGAGGCGGGGAAUGGUGGUGGAAGCAGGAGGGCAGGAGGGGAUGGAGAGGAAGAGAGUCGCGUGGAAGAGGGGGAGAGGAGAAGGGUGGAUUAUGUGCGGCAACGAGAGAGCUCGCAACAGCAGAAGCAGCAGUAUGCCGAUGGUCGGUCACAGCAGCAGCAGCAGCAGCAGCAGCAGCAGCAGCCGCCGCAGUAUUCAUCUUCUCCCCUCCGCCUCUUCCAUCGCCGCUUAAACCGCUGCUUUAACCUUCACGCAGCCGCGACGGCUGGUGUAUCAGCGCCAUCCGCGGAUGCUGCUGCUGUUACGAGAUUAGUAAAAGUUGUCAAUGGCGGUGCCGCUGGUACCAACGCGCUAACCGCAGCCGUCGAGAACUUCGCGACUCGGUCGAUAUCUGUCGCAGCCCAGGCCUCUUUAAUCGCCUCCGUCGCACUCCUCGUCAGCAGCUCGUCCGCGGUAGCGGCUGAUGACGUGGCAGUUGACGUGGCAAGCGCUCCGCUUCCGCAGGAGAUUCGACGCUCAAGCGACGCGUCGCGCCAGGAAAACGGCAUUCCGUUUCUUGCGCGAGUCGCGGCUUCUCAACUGCGAACCGCGCCGCUCUUAACGGUCACAUCCACUGACAUCCUAGAAACGACGGACGCUGCGGAAACGGCGGCGGCGGAGACGGCGGAAGCUCCCAAGGUGCUGGACGGAGCGCGUCUGCUGACGGAAAGCCAGCGCGGCGCGAUGCUGCGACAGCUGUCGGAUCUGGAGUCGCGCGACGGGUGGCGGAUCCGCGUGGCGACGCGGUACGGGGUGAAGAGCGGUUUAGAUGGCAAACAGAUCCGCGACUUGUGGCAGCCGUCGGAUCGGACGGUGAUCGUGGUGGCUGACGUGGCAUCACCCAACAUCCUCAGCUUCAGCAUUGGAGAGGCUGUGCGGUCCAAGCUGCCCUACCAGUUCUUCACAGAGCUGCAAUCCAGUUUCGUGUACAAGGUUCACAUUUCAGUUGCCAUCAGUGAGGCUGUGCGGUCCAAGCUGCCCUACCAGUUCUUCACAGAGCUGCAAUCCAGUUUCGUGUACAAGGUUCACAUUUCAGUUGCCAUCAGUGAGGCUGUGCGGUCCAAGCUGCCCUACCAGUUCUUCAUGGAGCUACAGUCUAGGUAUGGCAAUCAGUUCUUCGUCCGGCAAGAGGGCGAGUCCGAAGCUCUCACUCGGUCGGUCGAUGCCAUCCGAACCUGUCUUGCCGAACCUAACGGCUGCCUCAAGGUCCCCGGCUUGGUAGACGACCUCUACUUCCUCACGCUCGGCGUUUCCGUAGCUGCAGGUGCGGUAUUCGGCUUUUCUGCGCGGCUCCCGCCCCAAGGCCAAGUGGAAGCUUCCUGGCAAUGGGUGGCGAUUUUCUCCCCUCUAUGGCUGCUUCUGCUGCUGGCGUUUGGGGUGUUCCCUGUCGUCGAUCGAACGGCUGAUCUUGUACCGUUGAUUAAGAAUCUUCUGGGAUUUGCAGGGGGCGCAGGAGCAGUUUACAUGACACCUAUUCUAGGGGAGAGCCCUGUUGCUAGGGUAGGGAAAACUCUUAAGGACAAUGGAGACAUUUGA